AUGCAUGUAAACCUCCUCCCAGUAAAUCUGGGCUAUAAGGGAAAAGCUGAAGUUGACAAUAAUUUUGUAUCUGACACAAGUGGUAAAGUGUUGGAUUAUGGUUUUAUGUCAGAUAACUUCAAUGUCUCACAACUGGUCGGUAAUUUACCGGUUUAUGUCGAUGUGAUUGAGAAGGAAGAUAAAUCUCAGUUUGAAAAUGUUGACGAAAUUUUUAAUAAAUCGCAAAAGUCAACAGUGUUAAGAGGAAGGAAGUUGAAAGGGAUGGAAGUUGACUUGAAUAAAUAUGGAUUUAAGGGGUUUCUGGUCGAGGAAAGGGAUGGAUUUUUACCAAUAUCUGAAAUUGACAAGUUAACGUUGUGGAACAACGGGAGUCAAGUUGGGCCUUUGGACAAAUUUAUCCAGGGAAUCCAAUAUGCUUCUGUGGUCAAUAGAGUUCAUUUUGAUUGA
Molecule: messenger RNA, 447 nt
Organism: Babesia microti strain RI
Lineage: Eukaryota; Apicomplexa; Aconoidasida; Piroplasmida; Babesiidae
Exons: 3
Coding region: 1-447 (148 amino acids)
Biological process (GO): RNA catabolic process
Cellular component (GO): ribonuclease H2 complex
Source: RefSeq, a predicted model, not a curated record